GGAGGGGGCCGUUCGCCAGCUCCGAGGCAGAAAGUGCCACGACUCCACACGCGCGCACGCAGCCAGCGAGCGGCCGGAGCGGACGGCGGACGGGGCGGACGGCGCCGGGGUCGCGGUGUGUGCAGCUGCUCAGGGGCGGCUUCUCGGCGGAGGCUCGGCCGGCUCCUCUCUCGCAGUUCCGCGGCGGCGGCGGCGGCGGCGGCUGCUCUUGCCCUCUCGCUCUCCCUCUCGCGUCUCCCGUUGCAGGUGGAAAGCAAGCCAGCCAAGAUGGAUGUCUACGACACUCAGACCUUGGGGGUUGUGGUCUUUGGCGGGUUUAUGGUUGUCUCCGCCAUCGGCAUCUUCCUGGUGUCAACCUUCUCCAUGAAGGAGACAUCGUAUGAAGAAGCCCUUGCCAACCAGCGCAAGGAGAUGGCAAAAACUCAUCACCAGAAAGGAGAAAAGAAAAAGAAGGAGAAAACUGUGGAGAAGAAAGGAAAGACCAAGAAAAAGGAAGAUAAGCCGAAUGGGAAGAUACCUGACCAUGACCUGGAUCCCAACGUGACCAUCAUCCUCAAGGAACCAGUGCGUGUACCUGCGAUGGCUGUGUCUCCAACUUCAGUACAUUCCUCUGUAAUCCACACCCCCAUAGCCACAGUAUCAGCCAUGCCCCAGGAAAAGCUGGCUUCCUCUCCUAAGGACAAAAAGAAGAAGGAGAAGAAAGUAGCAAAGGUGGAGCCAGCAGUCAGUUCUAUUGUGAAUUCCAUCCAGGUUCUUGCUUCAAAGUCUGCCAUCUUGGAAGCUACACCCAAGGAGGUGCCUAUGGUGGCUGUGCCCCCAGUGGGCUCCAAGGCCAGUGCUUCUGCCACCAGCAGUCAGGGCAAGAAGGGGGAGGGAGCACAGAACCAGGCCAAGAAGGGGGAGGGAGCUCAAAACCAGGGCAAGAAGACAGAGGGUGCCCAGAGUCAAAGCAAGAAGGUAGAGGUUCCCCAGAACCAGGCUAAGAAGGGGGAGGGGGCCCAGAGCCAGGCUAAGAAGGGGGAGGGCACCCAGAGCCAGGCUAAGAAGGGGGAGGGGGCCCAGAACCAAGCCAAGAAGGGGGAGGGUGGCCAGAACCAAGCCAAGAAGGGGGAGGGUGGCCAGAACCAGGCCAAGAAAGGAGAAGGGGCUCAGAACCAGGCUAAGAAGGGGGAGGGGGCUCAGAACCAAGCUAAGAAAGGAGAAGGGGCUCAGAACCAGGCCAAGAAAGGGGAGGGUGCCCAGAACCAGGCCAAGAAGGGAGAGGGCCCCCAGAACCAGGCCAAGAAGGCAGAGGGCCCCCAGAACCAGGCCAAGAAGGGGGCAGAGGGGACCCAAAAUCAGGGCAAAAAGGGGGAAACAAACCAAAACCAGGCCAAGAAAGGUGAGGGAGGCCAGAACCAAGCCAAGAAGGGGGAAGGGGCUCAGAAUCAGACCAAAAAGGGAGAGGGAGCCCAGAACCAGGCCAAGAAAGGGGAAGCAACUCAAAACCAGGGCAGAAAAAUGGAAGCAGCCCAGAACCAAGGCAAGAAGGCAGAGGGAACCCCAAACCAAGGCAAGAAAGGAGAAGGGACACAAAACCAGGCCAAAAAAGUAGAAGGAUCUCCUAACCAGGGCAAGAAAGGGGAGGGGUCCCAGAACCAGGCCAAGAAAGGAGAGGGUCCUCAGAACCAGGGCAAGAAAGGAGAGGGUCCUCAGAACCAGGGCAAGAAAGGAGAGAGUCCUCAAAACCAGGGCAAGAAAGGGGAGGGGUCCCAGAACCAGGCCAAGAAAGGGGAAGGGGCCCAGAACCAAGGUAAGAAAGGGGAGGGGUCUCCCAACCAAAGCACAAAAGUAGAGGGUAUGCAAAACCAGGGCAGAAAAGCAGAUGGAACCCCAAACCAGGGCAAUAACAUGGAGGGGGCCCAGAACCAGGGUAAAAAGGGGGAAGGGACCCAGAAUCAGAUGAAGAAGGGGGAAGGGACCCAAAACCAGGGUAAGAAAGGGGAGGGCCCUCAAAACCAGGGCAAAAAGGCAGAGGGGGUCCAAAGUCAGGGCAAGAAAGGGGAGGGGACCCAGAAUCAGGGCAAAAAGGGGGAUGGAAAUCCCAACCAAGGCAAGAAGGGUGAGGGGGUUCCCAACCAGAGCAGACAGACAGAUACAGUUGCUAAUCAGGGCACAAAGACAGAGGGUGUCUCAAACCAGGGGAAAAAGGCAGAGGGAGCCCAAAACCAAGGCAAAAAGGUAGAAGGGUCCCCCAACCAGGGCAAAAAGAUGGAUACAACUGCCAAUCAGGUUAAAAAGUCAGAGUCAGCUCCUGCCCAGGGGAAAAAUGCAGGAAUGGUCCAGAACCAGGAGGCACCAAAGCAAGAGGCGCCUGCAAAGAAGAAGUCAAAGAGAAAAGGAGAGCCUGGCCCCUCAGAUUGUGACAGCCCUCUCUGCCUGCCCUACAAGACGCUGGUCUCCACAGUUGGAAGCAUGGUGUUUAAUGAGGGCGAGGCCCAGCGCCUUAUUGAGAUCCUCUCCGAGAAGACUGGAGUCAUUCAGGAUACCUGGCACAAGGCUACUCAGAAGGGUGACCCAGUAGCAAUUCUGAAACGCCAACUAGAAGAGAAAGAAAAGCUACUGGCCACCGAGCAAGAGGAUGCGGCUGUUGCCAAGAGCAAACUAAGAGAGCUCAACAAGGAGAUGGCUUCAGAGAAGGCCAAGGCUGCGGCGGGGGAGGCCAAGGUGAAGAAACAGCUGGUAGCUCGGGAACAAGAGAUUGCAGCUGUGCAGGCUCGCAUGCAGGCCAGCUACCGGGACCAUGUGAAGGAGGUGCAGCAGCUUCAGGGCAAGAUCCGGACUCUUCAGGAGCAGCUGGAGAAUGGCCCUAACACCCAGCUGGCCCGCCUACAGCAGGAAAACUCCAUUUUGAGGGAUGCCUUGAACCAGGCCACCAGCCAGAUGGAAAGCAAGCAGAAUGCAGAACUGGCAAAACUCCGACAGGAGCUCAGCAAGGUCAACAAGGAGCUGGUGGAGAAGUCGGAGGCCUCUCGGCAGGAGGAGCAACAGCGGAAGGCUCUGGAAGCCAAGGCAGCCACCUUUGAGAAGCAGGUCCUACAGCUGCAGGCAUCCCACAAGGAGAGUGAAGAGGCCCUGCAGAAGCGCCUGGAGGAGGUCACUCGGGAGCUGUGCCGAGCAGAAAGUAGCCAUGCCAGCCUCCGGGCAGAUGCUGAGAAGGCCCAGGAGCAGCAGCAGCGGGUGGCAGAGUUGCACAGCAAAUUACAAUCCUCUGAGGUGGAGGUGAAAAGCAAGUGUGAGGAGCUGAGUAAUCUUCAGGGACAGCUCAAGGAAGCUAGGGCGGAGAAUGCACGGCUCACAGAGAGGAUCUGUUCCAUCGAGAGCCUUCUGCAAGCAAGCCAGGUGCAAGACACCCAGGCCAGUCAAGCAGAGACCAACCAGCAGCAGACCCGUCUCCAGGAGCUGGAGUCACAGGUGUCGAGUCUGGAGAGGGAGGCUGGUGAGCUCAAGGAGGCUAUGGAGCAACAGAAAGGGAAGAACAAUGACCUCCGAGAAAAGAACUGGAAGGCCAUGGAGGCACUGGCCUUAGCGGAGCGGGCCUGUGAGGAGAAGCUGCGGUCCCUGACCCAGGCCAAGGAGGAAUCAGAAAAGCAGCUCCAUUUGGCUGAGGCCCAGACAAAAGAGGUCCUGCUGGCCUUGCUCCCGGAACUUUCCAUCAUCUCAGCACACCAGAAUUAUGCCGAGUGGCUGCGGGAAGUCAAAGAGAAGGGCUCCAAGCUGCUGAAGAAACUACCUGCUUCUCUAGAGCCCUCCUCAGAUAUAGUCUCCAAGUUGAGGGAAGCUGAAGAGACCCAGAACUCCUUGCAGGCUGAGUGUGACCAGUACCGCACUAUCCUGGCGGAGACGGAGGGGAUGCUCAAAGACCUGCAGAAGAGUGUGGAGGAGGAGGAGCGUGUGUGGAAGGCCAAGGUGGGAGCUGCUGAAGAGGAGCUCCAGAAGUCACGGGUCACAGUGAAACAUCUGGAAGAUGUUGUGGAGAAGCUAAAAGGAGAACUUGAAAACUCAGAUCAGGUGAGGGAGCACACUUCACUUUUAGAAGCAGAGUUGGAGAAGCACAUGGCAUCUGCCAAUGCACAGUGCAAGACGUAUGCCAAGGAGGUGGCAGGGUUGAGGCAGCUUCUGUUAGAGUCUCAGUCUCAGCUGGAGGAAGCCAAGAGUGAAGCCCAGAAACAAAGGAAGGAGCUUGCCCUGGUCAGGCAGCAGUUGAGUGACAUGAAGAGCCACGUAGAGGAUGGUGACGCUGCUGGGUCUCCAGCUGUCCCUCCAGCCGAGCAGGACCCUGUGAAGCUGAAAACACAGCUGGCGCGGACAGAAGCCAUCCUGGACGACGAGCAGGCGCAGCGGCAGAAGCUCAAAGCUGAAUUUGAGGAGGCUGAGAACACAGCAUGUCGGUUACAAGAACUGGAGAAGCUCCGUGCUGCUGGCUCCCAGGAAUCUUCAGGAAUAGAAGACGUCACACAGCUGAAGGAGAGACUAGAAAAAGAGAAGAGGUUAACGAGUGACCUGGGGCGUGCUGCCACCAAACUCCAGGAGCUCUUGAAGAUAACCCAGGAGCAGCUGAUGAAAGAGAAGGACACAGUGAAGAAGCUGCAAGAACAGCUGGAAAAAGCAGAGGAUGGUUGCAGCUCAAAGGAGGGAACCUCCGUCUGAGUCUCCUCGGCAAACUGUUCAACUUACCAAAAUGCCUUACACAUUCCUUACAAAUCAACCAACCAACACAGCGUUAUCCAGGCCCAACUUCCAGUGAAGCCAUUGGAGACAAGUCUCAGAACCACAGAAAUAAAUCUUCCAGACCCCCAGUCUGUAAAAGAACCGUUAGAACUGUUGUCACAUUUGAUAAACACUAUUCCCGGGAGCAGCCCUGGACCACCUCGAACAGACGCCAAAGCCCUCAUCAAUGCUGACAGACCAGGGUGUGCUGGGAGUCCAGGAUGCUCGGGAUUUAUGUCAAUCAGUGCAAUUGUCUGUAUUUCUCAGUGGGGCCGGGUCGGGAAGCAACAGGCCAGGGGGUGAGUUCUCAGAGGCUGCUGAGCAGACUGGAGGGCCUUGGCCCAGCCCAGCAAGGCGCAGCCCCUCACCCCUGGAAGUUGCCAAGCAGAACUGACAUGUGACUGCCUGGAUGUCAAUGCCAUUAAAACCAACGUGUUGCCCGGCA
Meriones unguiculatus (Mongolian gerbil) is the source of this 5194-nucleotide messenger RNA. It is a transcript of the gene Rrbp1, whose product is annotated as ribosome binding protein 1. NCBI's taxonomy places the organism in Eukaryota, Metazoa, Chordata, Mammalia, Rodentia, Muridae. The transcript is spliced from 24 exons. Gene Ontology annotation, cellular component: endoplasmic reticulum membrane. Gene Ontology annotation, biological process: protein transport. The record is from RefSeq and is a predicted model, not a curated record. Bases 268 to 4689 code for a protein of 1473 amino acids.